This is a messenger RNA of Naegleria gruberi, 3054 nucleotides long. RefSeq lists its product as uncharacterized. The transcript has 3 exons. NCBI's taxonomy places the organism in Eukaryota, Heterolobosea, Eutetramitea, Acrasida, Naegleriidae. The coding region runs from base 1 to 3054 and encodes 1017 amino acids. The record is from RefSeq and is a predicted model, not a curated record. Gene Ontology annotation, cellular component: membrane.
AUGUUUACUUGGAAGGAAGUUUCAAAACGUAAAGUUUCAUAUUUGAUUGGAACUGCGAGUUGUUUUGUUGUAGUUUGGAUGAUUAUGGUUUCAGUUUCUGCACUUUCACAAGUUCCUUUGGUGUUUAUUCGUUUGGCAGAGUUACAAGUUGGUGAAUUUGAUUUUAAAUUGAAAACUGGCAUUAAUAUGGCAGGUAUUUCACUAAAUUAUACAAGAAUUAAUUUACAAAUUCAAAAUGCUACAAGAGGUAAUCCUGAAAUGACUCAACAAUUUUCAUAUCAUUCACCUAGAUUUACAUUUAGUACAAGGGCAUUUACAAAUUGUGAAAAAAAUCAAAAAUCCAUUCAAUCAUCCGAUUAUAAUAAUGGACAAUAUUGUGUUCCAAUUGAUUGUAAAAAAGUUGCUGAAAGAUUAUCACUUUAUUUAAUUGAUACUGAUAAAGAACGUAGAAUGCAAUUCGGAAGAACUUAUCCAUAUUCAAAAUUGGAAAAGGGGAAGGCAAUUAUUGGUUCUGGUCUUGCUGAAACAUUAUCUGUUAAAAAAGGUGAUACUAUUCUAUUGAAUAUUCAAACAAUGAAUAGCUUUACUGGACCAUAUCGUGAUUCUCACAUGAUUGCAUUGAAAAAUAGAAGACUUACAUUCAAUGGUGGUGCCACUUACAUUCCAGUAAUUGUUGAAGAUGUUGCCAAUAAUGCAUAUGGAAAAUAUCAAUCAACGAAUUUGGAAAAUGCAAUUAUUAUGGAAUAUGAUUCAUUACUUGCUCAUGUUGCAGAGUUUUUGAAUGAAGAUCUCUUUUCCAAAUCAGAAAAGUCAACUCUUUCACAAUUAGAUUUGUAUGAUUAUGCCAGUGAAGUUUAUGUUAAUUAUCCACCAAAUAGAUUAACUGCCUAUAAUGAAAAUGAUUACAAAGUGAUUAGAGAAAAGAUUACAAAAUUUGCUUCCACUUCAAUGUAUUUAAUGGGUUUUAAUCAACUUUCAUCAAGUUUCCCAAUAUUGGAAAUGAUGGAAGUUACACAAUUUUUUGCCCUCUUUGUUGGUUUAAUUAUUUCAAUCAUUUUAAUUGUUUUGUGUUUACUUUCUGUUGUAUUAAUUUACAGUUUGUUAAUGAUUAAUGUUGAAAAUAGAAGAUAUGAAAUGGGUUUAUUGAGAAUGAUUGGUUUAAAGAGAAGAAAUCUUGUUGAACUCAUUCUAGUUCAAGCCAUGUGGUAUGGUAUUCCAGCUUGGAUUUUAGGGUUAAUCAUUGGUCAAUUAUCUUAUUCUGUAGUUGCAAUUUUGCUUAGUACUCAAUUGGAAGCAAACGUUUCAUAUAUUGUCUCUGGUGAAGCUUUUGCAUUGGCAACAUUCCUUGGCUUGACUGUUCCUGUUUUAUCUGCCAUUUUACCAAUCAAGACAGCCCUCGGUCAAAAUUUACACGAUUCACUCGAUACUCAAAGAUCAGGAACAGCAGCUGUUAAAUAUUCAAUUGAAAGAGCUGAGGGAGAAUCCAUCUCAUGGACAUCUAUUGUUAUGGGUGUUGUUGGUAUAAUUUUUGGUUUUUCAGUUUAUUAUGUCAUGCCACUCAGUAUGCUUACAUUUAAUAUUACAAUUAUGAUGUACAUGUUUAUGGCUGUUAUUUUGGCCAUGUUAUUGGGUUUAGUUUUAUUGAGUUUGAAUUUUGAAAAUAUUAUUGAAUUUAUUGUAGUUUUAUUUACCAUUAGAAUAUUUGAAAAAGUAUCAGUUAUUGAUCUAGUUGAAAAGAAUCUAAUUGCUCAUCGUGAGAGAAAUAGAAAGACAACUCUAAUGUUUUCAUUGAGUUUGGGUUUUAUUAUAUUUUCAUCUGUUUUAUUCAAUACACAAAUUACAGCAUUCAAAUAUAAUGUAAUGAGAGGUGCAGGAACAGAACUCAUUGUUGGUACCAGUAGAUUGAAUGCAUUUGCUCAGAAUCCAAAUAUCAUUGGAACUAUACAGGAAUUUGCUGAUAAUAAUCCUAAUUGGUUUGUUGGAUCCACUUAUUGGACAUUUGAUUUAACAAGAGUUACAUCACCAAUUGAUAAUACUAAAAUAAGAACUGAUGGUGGUCUUGUUAAUAAUGAUAUUUAUAUUCGUGCCAUUGCUCCAAACUUUUUUAAUAUUACAAAUUCAAAGUUUUUAAGAAUUGAUGAAAGAAUUCAACCUGAAAAUAAGACAGUAUUUACAAAAUAUAAGAGUAAUUUAGAUGAAUAUUUAUAUACUGUUGAAGGAAGUAGUCAAUUAAUAUUAGGAACUUAUUUUAAAUCAAAUUUAGGAGUUAAUAUCAAAGAUACAGCUGUUCUUCAAAUUACUGAAUCAACUUCAAGAAUGCCAAAUUAUAGAUAUGAAUUAUUCCAAGUUGGUGCUUUUUUGAGUGCAUGUCCAGUAGCUCUCUAUUCUGAAUUUCCAAGAUUUGGAACACAAAAUUUACUUGUCAGUGUUCCAACCUAUUUACGUCUCCUUGGAAAGAAUUCAAAUUAUACAGCAACAAGUCUUCCAAUUGAUGCUGUCUUUUUAAAAUUAACUGAAAAUGCAAAGAAUAAUAAGGCUGAAUUUAGAAAGUUGAGAUCUACUCUCCAACGUGUCAUUAGUCCAUUCCCAGGACUAUUCAUUAGAGAUAUUAGUCAAGAAUUAGAUCCAGUUGAAAUUGCAGUUUCAGUCAUGAACUUUUUCUUCCUCUUCACAGCAGCAGUUGCCCUCGUCAUUUGUUUCUUUAGUUUAAUUUCUAGCAUGUAUAGUAAUAUUAAUUCACAAGCAAAGGAAAUUGGAAUUUUAAGAGCUAUUGGAAUGAAGAAAUUUGCAAUUAUUAGAGUUUACAUUUAUGAGGCAUUUGUUUUGAUAUCAGCUGCUGCAGUUUCUGGUGUGGCCAUUGGUUUGGCUAUUGGACAAACUAUGGCUAUGCAAAAUACCUUAAUUACAGAAUUACCAAUUGAUUUUGUAUUUCCUUAUCAAAUUGUUGCACUUGUACUUGGAAGUGCAAUUAUUUUUAGUUUCUUUUCUUCCUUCUUCCCUAUUUAUUCACUUGUUAAUAUGCCAAUUGUUAGCGUUUUGAAAAAACUUAAUUAA